This is a messenger RNA of Protobothrops mucrosquamatus (brown spotted pit viper), 1132 nucleotides long. It is a transcript of the gene CREB1, whose product is annotated as cAMP responsive element binding protein 1. Gene Ontology annotation, molecular function: cAMP response element binding; protein binding; DNA-binding transcription factor activity, RNA polymerase II-specific. The transcript has 8 exons. The record is from RefSeq and is a predicted model, not a curated record. Gene Ontology annotation, biological process: regulation of transcription by RNA polymerase II. Gene Ontology annotation, cellular component: ATF4-CREB1 transcription factor complex; nucleus. NCBI's taxonomy places the organism in Eukaryota, Metazoa, Chordata, Lepidosauria, Squamata, Viperidae. Bases 31 to 1014 code for a protein of 327 amino acids.
GUGACGGAGCAGCCUGUAGCCGAUAACUAAAUGACCAUGGAAUCUGGUGCAGAGAACCAACAGAGUGGAGAUGCAACUGUUACAGAGGCAGAAAAUCAACAGAUGACUGUACAGGCACAACCACAAAUUGCAACAUUGGCCCAGGUAUCCAUGUCUGCAGCUCAUGCAACAUCAUCUGCUCCCACUGUGACCUUAGUGCAGUUGCCUAAUGGACAGACAGUUCAAGUCCAUGGUGUUAUUCAAGCUGCCCAGCCAUCGGUUAUUCAGUCUCCGCAAGUCCAGACAGUUCAGAUCUCCACUAUUGCAGAAAGUGAAGAUUCACAGGAAUCUGUGGACAGUGUCACUGACUCCCAGAAACGAAGGGAAAUUCUUUCUAGGCGACCUUCUUACAGGAAAAUAUUGAAUGAUUUGUCCUCAGAUGCCCCAGGAGUGCCAAGAAUUGAGGAAGAAAAAUCUGAAGAAGAAGCAACAGCACCUGCUAUUACUACUGUCACCGUGCCAACUCCAAUUUAUCAAACAAGCAGUGGGCAAUACAUUGCUAUCACCCAGGGAGGUGCCAUCCAGUUAGCAAACAAUGGCACGGAUGGAGUCCAGGGCCUGCAGACUCUAACUAUGACCAAUGCAGCUGCAACCCAGCCGGGUACCACCAUUUUACAGUAUGCACAGACUACUGAUGGACAACAAAUUCUGGUACCCAGCAACCAAGUAGUAGUACAAGCUGCUUCGGGAGAUGUUCAGACCUACCAAAUUCGCACAGCACCCACAAGCACCAUUGCACCUGGUGUCGUCAUGGCAUCUUCCCCAGCUCUUCCCACUCAACCAGCAGAAGAAGCAGCACGAAAAAGAGAAGUCCGUCUAAUGAAGAACAGGGAAGCAGCACGUGAAUGCCGCAGGAAGAAAAAAGAAUAUGUCAAAUGUCUAGAAAACAGAGUAGCUGUCCUUGAAAACCAAAACAAGACAUUAAUUGAAGAAUUAAAAGCACUUAAGGACCUCUAUUGCCACAAAUCAGAUUAAUUUUAAUUCCCCAUUUUUUGUUUGUUAAUGGGGGAAAAGACUGGUUUGGUGAUAGUCAAACAGACAAAAUGAACUUUUUAUUUUCUAAGAAUUUUUUUCUUUUUUUUUCUACAUACAC